GAUUCCCAAUCGACCUCGGGCAACUUCACACGCUUCUGAGCCACACAACCCACUGGCUACACCAGUGUUUGCUCAUACUGUCCAUCUAGUGUUCACGGUUGAAUCUUUUCAUGAAUAGAUUAGAAACUGGUAGGAGCCGUGGAUCGGGGGUGGCGCCAAGAUUGGCUAAGCCUCGUCAGGAACGCUCCUGCCAUCAUUACAGGUAGCUCCAACGCGACUCAGAACCUUCAACACCUUCUCCAUGGUCUCUUCUCUUACUCCAACGAGCACUCGUCGCGACCCCCUUUCUUCCAAGGUUUUGCUGCACCGCUGAGACCAUGCAAACCCAAGCGACGCCUCGCGUGACGCCAAGCGCUUCCAUCCCAUAUUCCGACGACGAUACAAGCUCCGAGAGUCAACCUCUUCUCGACUCUGACGACGACCAUGGGGAAGAUCAGAUUUCUAUCCGCCACAGCAUGCAAUGGGACCGACGCGUCGAGCCGUCCUUGGCGACUGUGCAACCACAAGCCUGGCAAGGCGUGGCGGCCUUUCGCCAGCAAUUCAUUCGACAGAUCUUGGGUCUCAAUCCAUUCAAAACCUCGUACUUCACACUCUACAGAUCACUGAGUGAUACUGAAUCGAGAAUCAUUCUUGCGCUAGGCAUUCUGCUGGCCGUGACUGCGGGCGUUCCACUUCCUCUCAUUGGUGUUAUUUUUGGCAAGAUUAUCAACAACUUUCCGCCCACACAAGAUGAGUUGAGGAGUCUAUUGUCCCGUCUCAUGGCGGUGGCAGUUGGCUACUUUGUCGUUACUUGGGGAUGGGCUGUCUGCUGGGCUGUAAUUGGUGAACGCGUUAGCCGGAGAACUCGAGAGAACCUCCUUUACCGGGCCCUGGGCAUGGACAUGACAUACUUUGACACUAUUUCGCCCGACAUGUCGAGCGUUCUUACCGAGAAGACGCAAACCAUCCAACUUGGUACCUCGGAGAAAGUCGGUUUGUUCAUCGCUUCAAUAAGCUAUUUUAUAUCAGCUUUUACGGUGGGCUUCGUACUCAAUCCAAGGCUCACUGCUGUCAUGUUUGUAACUGUAAUACCAUCGAUGGCCUGUGUAGUAUAUUUCGGAACCAAGUCAAUCUCUAAAUUCUCCCGACAGGCUACAGUGUACACUGAGAAAGCUGCUUCUGUUGCAGAGAGUGCUAUUAGGGCAGUUCAGAUCGUCCAAGCCUUCGGGCUGUUUAAGCAGCUCAGCGAAGAGCAUGUUAGCCAUCUACGAUCCGCGUUGCGGGUUGGAAUCAAGAAAAGCAUUGCUGGGGCUCUCAUGCUUGGCUCGGUCUAUUUCAUUGCAUACGCGACGAACGCACUUGCGUUUUGGUACGGAGAUCACCUACGGAAUGGCAGCGCUGAAGCAGGCACCAUAUAUGCCGUUGUUUUCCUCAUUCUGGACGCGUCUUUCGUGGUUGGUUCAUUUGGACCUUUCAUUCAGACUUUCGCAAUGGCUGCAGCUGCUAACGAAACCAUUCUGGGAAUCUUAGAUCACCCACCAACCGAUAUCGACGUCUACUCAACCAAAGGAAAGCUUGUCGAUCAAUCAUACUUCCAAAGGGAGAUCGUGUUUUCAGAGGUUUCUUUUGUUUACCCUGCUCGACCCACUGUUCGAAUUCUCGACAAUCUUAACUUAAAAAUCGCGCCUGGGCAAGUAACGGGCCUUGUUGGCCCAUCCGGCUCCGGAAAAUCAACCAUUUCCUUGCUGCUCCUGCGACUUUACGACCCUACAUAUGGCACGAUUUCGCUCGGUCAUGAUCCACUGAAGGUUUUCAACGUCCACAGUCUACGUUCUCACAUUGCGCUUGUCACACAAAAUCCAGUGCUCUUUACUGGAACUAUCCUCGACAAUAUUAAGCACGGUUUGCCAUAUGGUGACCAACUAUCCGAAGAAGAGGUCCUCGCAAGAUGCGAGGCAGCGGCUGCAGAAGCUCACUGUGAAUUCUUGGGCCGCCUCCCUGAUGGAAUCUAUACCAAAGUUGGCUCAGGGCCUGAUUCCCAGCUCUCCGGGGGACAGAAGCAGCGUAUUACGCUUGCACGUGCCUUAGUCGGGAAUCCGUCUCUACUCCUAUUAGACGAGUUUACCAGUGCCAUGGACGGUACGAGCGAGGCUAUAGUACUAGAGAACCUGAGGCGUUCUUCGGCAGCUACUGGCCGAACAACGAUCAUAAUCGCCCACCGUCUUGCAACUGUGAAAGAUGCCGACCGCAUUAUCGUGAUGAAAGACGGGGUUGUUGUAGAGGAAGGAGGUCACGAACCCCUUAUCAAAGCCAACGGUGUUUAUGCGGAACUUAUAAGAGCCCAACAAUUUGACAAAAAGCGACAGCCGUCUGCUGCAUCCUCUAUACGGUCUCGCCUAUACAAGGAAAACGAUUCUACCGAGAGCCACAAGACCGAGUCCCAGACUGGAGAGAGUUCACCAGCAAGCAGCGAGCAAAAGAGCGCCAUGGAGUUGAUAUCGAGAACGGUAGCCAUGAGUCGGCAUGAGACACCGGCUAUUGUCAUUGGUCUUUUCUCUUCGAUCCUUAGCGGAGGCGUUAUUAUCGGAGAGGCACUCAUAUUCGGAAACCUCGUCGAACUUUUAAACAAUACGACGAAAUCUGGCCAGCUCACAUUACGUGUGUCGUUUUUCUGUCUGAUGUUCUUCGUACUCGCUAUCAUUGCCCUAUUGUCUCACUGCUGCGGCAAGACAGCUUUUGGUAUUGUCUCAGAGAAUCUAGCUUUGCGUGUUCGAGAUAUCUCAUUUCGCACGAUCCUUCAACAGGAUAUAGCUUGGUUCUCUAAACCCGGACAUUCACAUCACGCUCUCAUGUCACGGCUCAAUAUGGACAGCGGCAGUAUCAGUGGACUCUCUGGCGUCAUACUCGGCACUAUAUUCUCUAUUACAACCUCUGUCCUUGGCGGCAUAAUUUUGGCUCACAUAGUAGCCUGGAAGAUCGCCAUAGUGUUACUAGCAGCCGUUCCGGUCAUGCUCGUUGCGGGUUUCCUGCGCCUCCGCAUCCUAGCUAUAGCGGAAGAACACCACCAGACAGCGUACAACGACGCGGCAGCUCUAGCCUCUGAGGCUACAUCUUCUAUGCAGAUCGUUGCAUCCUUUGGACUGGAAUCUUACUUUCUCGAAAGGUACCGUGAAGCGAUCCGCCAACCCUAUGAGGAACACUUCAAAUUUAGCGUACUUGGCAACAUUUUAUUCGCCUUUUCCCUCUCAGUAACGUAUUUUGUGUACUCCCUAGCAUACUGGUGGGGUUCUAGACAAGUUCGGAAUGGGUCUUACAGUCAACGAGACUUCUUCAUCGUUUUGCCUGCCCUCCUCUUCUCCGCUCAAGCAGCUGGCCAACUGUUUAGCUUAGCGCCGGAGGUGACUAGAGCGAAGGCUGCUGCAGAAAGCGUUUUCUCUUUACACGAUGAGAAGCCAACGAUAAUCACGGAAUCUCCAGACCCGAGUGCCGCGCCCCCAACGAAUGGGGACGCCUUGCUUCCAAACGCCUCAGCCUCUUAUGGAACCUUCGGUAUAAGAGGCGAGCUCGAAUUCCGCGGAGUCAGUCUCUACUAUGAAAGUCGGCCGGAGCUUCCUGCACUGAAUAACGUUUCCUUUCUCAUAAGGCAGGGUGAAUACGUGGCCUUUGUUGGCCGUUCGGGAGCAGGAAAGUCUAGUACCAUUCACUUGAUCGAGAGAUUUUUCGAUCCUACCCUAGGACAGGUGUUUUUGGAUGGUCAAGAUAUACGCAAAGAGGCCGUAGGGAAUCACCGGGCUCGCUUAGCGCUUGUGGAGCAAGAGCCCGAUCUCUUCCCUGGGACGGUCAAGUUCAACAUUGGCCUCGGUAGCCGGCCAGGAGCCCAUGUUAGCAUCGAAGACAUCAUGCGAGUUGCAAAGGAAUGUGAAUUGCACGAUUUCAUCAUGAGUCUCCCUGAGGGUUAUGACACCGAAGUUGGCGCACAUGGUUCGAAGCUUUCGGGAGGCCAACGACAGCGGCUUGCCAUUGCGAGAGCACUCAUACGAGACCCAGAGAUACUGCUUCUUGACGAGGCCACCUCUCAACUUGACGCAAACACAGAACAAUCGAUUCGCAGAGCCAUAGCAGCUGCGUCGAAAGGUCGAACUACAAUCAUGAUCGCACAUCGAUUGGCGAGUGUACAACAUGCGGAUCGUAUCUUUGUAUUCGACGCUGGCCGGGUAGUGGCACAAGGGAACCACGAUGAGCUUGUAGCCAUGGGCGGUAUAUAUGCCGCUAUGGUCGCUGCACAAGAGCUGGAUUGAAACGUUGAUUUAACACGCCGACUUAGAGGGUACUUGAAGACUUAUUUAGAUUUUAGUUAGGGAGGUUUAGAGUUCGUUGGGCCCACGCAGCCUCCGGCCUGCUGUUCAUUUUAGGCAUCUGUAUAGAAGAGGCUCACUUGAGUGUGUCAUUCAUAAUAUCUCCUCCUUCAUCUGGAAGGAGGUUCCGGUAUCCAGCUUCCUUCAUGGCCCUUAGCGAAGCUAAGCGGUGGGGUUCUAUUUAUUGAUCUCGCACUCGGCCUGGCUACAUGCAUCGCAUUAACGUCCAGCUUUUAGUGAGAUUAUUUUCCCUGUCAUAUACCUCUGCGAAACACACCGUACUGCCGAUUAUAUUCUAAUGAAAUUGAUGCUGGACUGG
Molecule: messenger RNA, 4653 nt
Organism: Cucurbitaria berberidis CBS 394.84
Lineage: Eukaryota; Fungi; Ascomycota; Dothideomycetes; Pleosporales; Cucurbitariaceae
Product: P-loop containing nucleoside triphosphate hydrolase protein
Exons: 10
Coding region: 318-4277 (1319 amino acids)
Biological process (GO): transmembrane transport
Cellular component (GO): membrane
Molecular function (GO): ABC-type transporter activity; ATP hydrolysis activity; ATP binding
Source: RefSeq, a predicted model, not a curated record